AAUGUAAUUUUGCAAUAAUAAUUACAGUGUUAUGAUACUGACCCUGGUGAAAUUUCACUCACAAUCAUUAUUUAAUUUAGACAUGAAAGUUGUCAACACUAAUAUCUCAAAAUGGAUAUUUUUUUACGAUACAAUUAUAUGCAGAAAAGAUACAUGAUAACACUGAAUUAUCAACCAUUCGUCUUUGCUACAGUUGGGAGAUAUUUUGUGGAGGCACUGAAUACCGAGAUAAAGCCGGAUCAUGCUUCUACAGUACCAACACACGCUGUCUAUUUCAUAUGCUGGCCUGUAUUAUAAUUCCCCUUAGCACAGCACACUCCUUAAACUGUUACUCACUAAUGAACUCAUGCAUGCACAGAGACCAGCUUUGACAAAAGUGCUUACAAACGGAGGGCUCAAUAGAACCUGUGCGAAUUAUUCAAAUACAGUCACCUCAGUAAAUGGAGAAAAAAAAAAGUGCAGUUAGAAAGGCUGAAGGUCAGAGUCAAGGCCAGAAGACUUUUUAUAAGACCACGUCAUAUUUCACUGGUUACACUAAAUAUUACAACUAUACAAUACUAAUAAUGCAAUGGUAAAGGACACCUUCCUAACAUGUGCAUGCUACAAUAGACAUACACACACAUGACCUUUCAGUCAUAAGCAGCUUGGUAUGAGACCAGUCAUGUCUCACUGUCUGCGCCAAAUGUCAGAUUUACUAGUUUUUGACAGUAGUCUAAAGUUUCUGUACCAACAUUUGGUAUUUGUUUUAGUCUGUUUGGUGUGAUAUUGCAGUGACAUAUACAGUAUAUAUAUAUAACUUGGAGGAAUUUCACAUUUUUCUAAUGAAGAAAAGUACCUGAAACUUCUUCUUUAAAUAUGGAUAAAUGAGAGUGAAUGAGGUGAGGAUGGGAAGGGAGGCAGUUAAGACCAAUGCUAGUCUACUGACACUGGCAGGCUAGUCAUAGAGUCUGGGUCAUGUUUAUGCCCUCAAGACCCUGAUGUGAUGAGCAGCUCACAACUAACAUGGUCUGCAAUAUCAAAACAAAUAUAUGCACACUUACUGGCACACAAUCACGCCUGCAUUAACAUAUACACAUCUACUAUCUGCAUUAGUCACUCUCAGGCUGGGAUAAAACUGUCUGGACUUAGGGUAUUAAUGGAGCUGAAAUAGUCCAUCAGAUGAACUGACAUGCUGUAAGUCUUUUUGCCUGCAGAAAAAGUAGCAGCACAUGCAAAACGGCUUUGAUAAGAGCUACAGCCUAGUUUAGAACAGUAGCCCGUAGGCUUUAAAGGCCAGACUGCAGCAAUUUAAUUCCUUAAUCUGUGUAAUAAAUAUAAAAACUCCCACAGGCUAUGCUAUCUGCUUGGCUCGCUGGAUCAAUACAAUGCUACACCAUUAAGCUAUUAGUCUAUUGGCAAUAGCAUAUUGGCCAAAUCUGCAGCAUGACAUAAUUUAGCCUAAAUUUUGCAUUGUUCAUCAAUACAGCAUUGAUAUUUGUUUUUAUAACUGUCACUUAACCCUGCAUGAAAACACUACAAUAGGUAAAUGAAUGGUAACAUUUAAAGUUUUUACACAACUGUUGCAGAAAUAAACAUUUAAAAUGCUGCGUACAUUUCCAUAAUUCUACUGGUAGCUGGUUAGUUUCUAUUCAUUCACACUAAAACGGAUUUAUUCAAAUUUCACAAUGGAAGCGAUUGCGUUUUUAAGUACCCAUUAACAACAUGUCACUCCACUCACAGCGCCCCGCCCCCAAGUCACAACUAGGUUAAUUUCUAUUCAUACUGUUUUAAUCCUUGAAUUUUGUUUUUAAACUGGGCCAAACCCCAGUCACAGCAUCAUCAACAAGAGAGACAUUUGACAAUUAAACACUAUAUACACAAUCUAAAUGCACUAAAUGAUUGCACAAGUGUUUCUUGCACUAUUGUAUCUAUGCUCAAAAAGAGAGUUUACCAUCAUGUCAACAUGAUUCAUUGUUGCUAUAAACCAUGCAGAUUGCCAUGGUGUGACAUUAAAGUCUCCUCCUGAGGCUUGGCUAGGACUGAGUGUAUCAGUCGUUCUUUGUAGCUAUGCCAUCGAGUCAUCCCCUUGUAUGUCACAAAGCUGGGUGGUAGGGAGGUGGCCUGUCACCGGUGGCUAGGUCAGCAUUUUGCAGUACACACUGCAUAUGUGUGCAUGUCGUCUAAGGAGGGACUGUAUGCAGAGCUGACGGUAGGAGAGGAAGUAUACAGAUAGUAACAGGUAUGCCAAGUCAAAUAAGCUGAGAGAAAAACCCAAGGAAAUGAACUAUUGUCUUACAACAAAAACACAUAUUCCCAUUCUCCCUAACAGGAUUCAUUUGUCAGGGACAUCACACAUAAAUCAUACUUUAAGCUGCUAUGGCAUUCAAGGGAAGGCAUUUAACUGAGGCUGGUUAAUGUCAGAUUUUGAACAUGGAGAAGCGGUGAGAAGGGACAGGAGGACAGACAUACAGAUGCUGAAGCAGGAAGUCUCCUAUAGUUGCGGAGAAUAGGUUCAGGGCGUAAAUCAUUAGCAAGGUGUAGCCAGAAAGCACUGAGCAGUAGGGCCCUAAAGCUUGUAGACAGUUUUACACAAACACUCACUGCUGUCAGGGGGAGCAGCUGUUGUAAUGCAUGUACACAUGAAUGGAUGCAAGCAACACACAUACACAUACACAGGAGCACCGAUAAUGAAGAGCUUCAAAUUAAACAUGAAGGCAUGUGAGGCUACAUAUGCCAGGCAGAGGCAAAGGAGUGGAUAACAAGGUUAUUUUAGCAUCACCUCUGUGUAUCUUUCUGACAAACAGAGAUGAGGGCAAACGAGGUUAAAAUGUGAAAGUUCAUACAUAGGUCAUACAUGUGUCACACACACAAUAGGAAUAUAACAUAUUACUCAUAUCUGACUGAUGACGUGUGUACAAAUAAAUAGCUACAUCUUGCUCCAUCAGUUUGUUCUGUUUGAGAUGCUUUUCAACUGAAUUUGCUCCAGUAAAUUUCUUCAGGAUUACUGACAUUUAAGAAAUUAAAAAUGCUGUGAAAUAACCUUAAUAUCCUGGAAUAUUCAGUCUACGAAACUGUUUAUGUUAUUCUUUUUAAUCGUAUACAUGACAAUCACCAAAAACUCAUGCCAGGAACCAUUAAAAUGACUGAUAGCUGACGCAUUAGCUGAAUCAGCUUUGCAAUAACUUGCCGUUUAGCAAAGUUAGCUUAGCUAGCUAUGUUAGCUAACGUUAGCCAGGUAGACACAACUCAAAACGCUACAGUGAAGAAAGAGGAGGACGCAAACUAUGAACCGAGGAUGAUUUCUGCAAAGAAAACUCCGGAGAAGAGUCGUUAUCCUAUCCACUAUUUGGUGUGGCACAACAAACACCGACAGCUGGAGAAAGAGCUGGCAACGAACGAGCAGACUGAUUUAGAGUCUCUGGACCCUCGUGGCCGGACUCCUCUCCACCUGGCUGUCACGCUGGGCCACCUGGACUGUGCCAGGGUCCUGCUGCAGCACGGAGCUGACGUUAGCAAGGAGAACCGCAAUGGAUGGACCGUUCUUCAGGAGGCGGUGAGUACCAGAGAUCCAGAAUUGGUGCGUCUAGUGCUUCGUUACCGUGACUACCAGAGGACUGCCAAGAGACUGGCGGGCAUCCCCAUCCUUCUGGAGCGACUGCGCCAAGCCCAGGAUUUCUAUGUGGAGAUGAAAUGGGAGUUUACCAGCUGGGUGCCCCUGGUGUCUCGUAUCUGCCCAAGUGACACCUACAGAGUCUGGAAGAGUGGUCAGUGUCUCCGCGUUGACACCACCCUGAUGGGUUUUGAACAGAUGACCUGGCAGAGAGGAAACCGAAGCUUCAUUUUCAGGGGACAAGACUCCAACGCCGAGGUGAUGGAGGUCGACCAUGACAGACAGCUGGUGUUCUGUGAGACCUUGUGCGUCUCGUCUCUCACGGCGCUCUCACCGGGCCGGGGAAAUGGCGGCGCCUGCAGCAGCAACGCCGCCAGUUUGGGCCUACUGGGGGUGACGCAGCCCAGUGAUGAGCAGGUAGCAGGCAGGCUGUCUGCUCCCGUGGUGACCACUCAGCUGGACACUCGCAACAUCGCCUUUGAGAGGAAUAAGACGGGUAUACUGGGAUGGAGGAGCGAGAAGACUGAGACGGUGAAUGGAUAUGAAGCCAAGGUGUAUGCGGCAUCCAAUGUGGAGCUGAUCACCAGGACCAGAACUGACCAUCUGUCAGACCAGAACAAGAACAAGACAAAAGGCGGAAAGACUCCACUGCAGAACUUCCUGGGCAUUGCUGAGCAACACAUGGGCCCUAACAACGGGGCCCUGGUGACCCAGAUGUCGUGUCCUGCGGUGACCAAUCCUUCAGCGCUGACGGCUGAGGAAUACUUCAACCCAGGCUCGUCACCGACUCAGAGGGACAUCGGCCACCCGUGCCAGCUCACCACCAAGACCCAGAGGUUUAAAGCCAAGUUGUGGUUGUGUGAGUCCCAUCCUCUGUCCCUGGCAGAACAAGUGGUGCCUAUCAUCGAUCUCAUGGCGAUCUCGAACGCCCUGUUCGCUAAGCUGCGUGACUUCAUCACUCUGCGCUUGCCGCCUGGCUUCCCUGUUAAGAUCGAGAUCCCUCUCUACCACAUCCUGAACGCCAGGAUCACCUUCAGCAACCUGAACGGCUGCGAGGAAGGGACGGGUGGCCGUGCCGACAACGAAGGGGUAGAGGGGGACGGACAGAGGGACCCCCCGAGGACAGACACCCCGUCUCCGGGCAGUGACUCCUCCAGCGUCUCCAGCUCCAGCUCCACCAUGUCGUGUCGAGCCGGAGAGAUUCCCCCGUGUGUGUUUGAGCCCCCGCCUGGAUACACCAUGCUAGGAGGCAAACAGAGAGACAGCAUGAGGGAGGAGGAGGAGGAUCUUCUGCAGUUCGCCAUACAGCAGAGUCUGCUGGAGGCCGGCUCCGAAUACGAUCAGGUGACCAUCUGGGAGGCACUGACCAAUAGCAAGCCAGGAACACACCCCCUAUCCUGUGACCCGAGUCGUGUGGAGAGGACCCCGCAGCACAAGCCCCGCCCCCCCUCCAGCCUCUGCUCCACGCCCUCCAAGAAGCAGCCGACCCCCUGCAGCUACGACGAGCAGCUGCGCAUCGCCAUGGAGAUCUCAGCUCGAGAGCAGGAAGAGGCGGAGUUUCGGCGGCGUCAGGAGGAGGAGGAGCUACAGCGCAUCAUCCAGCUGUCACUCAUGGAGAAAUGAGAGCUGAGUGGCCCAGCAGGGGUCUGAGGGGAGGGGUCUGGACCAAGGAUGUAUGGUAGAAAAGGGUAGUGCGACCUACUUUAAAACUUAAAGCACACUAUGUAAGAGGCUGGAAAUAAAAUUCCAAAAUCACCGUAGUGGUUUCAUACAAUCAGAUCGCCUUGUCCUUUCUCUCCCAUUCGCCCUUAGACAGACCUUUCCCAUGAAGCCAUAAGGUGGUGAUGCGGCUGUCCGGCCUCAGACAGCCAGAGAGGGAUGUCAGAUUCCUCUUUCUGGUGCCACACAGUAAUUCUUGACCAGUGCCAGUUUACAACCAACAAAAAUCCAAUACAACAAGUUUAGUGGGAUGCCUCCUCGACUGAAUGUUGUGCUAGGAUGAGUGAUUUCUGUCUGUUUGCAGGUGUGUGUCUGUGUGUGUGUGUGUGUGUGUGUUUCAAAACCAGCUCUCCGCACAGGGGUCAACAGAUCACCCUCUGUCCUGAAAAUGUAAUGUGUGUGUGUCUGUUUCAGCACUAACACACGCGCACUGAGUCCUUCUUGCCACUGAGUUGUGGUUUUCAGUCUUUACUGUGAUUAAAAAAAAAAAAAAAAAAAAAAA
Thunnus maccoyii (southern bluefin tuna) is the source of this 5810-nucleotide messenger RNA. It is a transcript of the gene ankrd13b, whose product is annotated as ankyrin repeat domain 13B. The record is from RefSeq and is a predicted model, not a curated record. The coding region runs from base 3194 to 5212 and encodes 672 amino acids. Lineage: Eukaryota; Metazoa; Chordata; Actinopteri; Scombriformes; Scombridae. Gene Ontology annotation, molecular function: protein binding. The transcript is spliced from 16 exons. Gene Ontology annotation, cellular component: cytoplasm.